Microthlaspi erraticum is the source of this 504-nucleotide messenger RNA. The record is from the annotation of a GenBank genome assembly. Lineage: Eukaryota; Viridiplantae; Streptophyta; Magnoliopsida; Brassicales; Brassicaceae.
AUGUCGAAGAACCAAGCAAGCCUUCUUCUGCAGAAGCAGCUCAAAGAUCUGUGCAAGAAUCCGGUUGAUGGUUUCUCUGCUGGGCUCGUCGAUGAGGAAAACGUUUUUGAGUGGAGCGUCUCCAUUAUCGGUCCUCCUGAUACUUUGUAUGAAGGAGGGUUUUUCAACGCAGUGAUGUCGUUUCCAGAAAAUUACCCAAAUAGUCCACCAACUGUGACGUUCAAGUCGGAGAUGUGGCAUCCUAAUGUUUAUUCUGAUGGGAAAGUUUGCAUUUCAAUUCUUCACCCUCCUGGUGACGAUCCUAAUGGAUACGAGCUUGCCUCUGAACGUUGGACCCCUGUCCAUACGGUAGAAAGCAUUGUGUUGAGUAUCAUCUCUAUGCUCUCUGGCCCGAACGAUGAGUCGCCGGCGAAUGUGGAAGCUGCAAAGGAAUGGAGAGACAACAGAGCAGAGUUUAGGAAGAAAGUGAGCCGAUGUGUUCGAAGAUCGCAAGAGAUGCUAUGA